CUCGCACUGACAUUCAUUUCGUCGUGGUCGUCGAACUCUAAUCCACAAGAAUCCGAGAAGUCGCUGCGUAGAAGUUGAAAUUUGUGGUGUAUUUUCCAUCGUGUGUCGUAUACUCCUGCGUAUCGUGUCAUCCUGGCUUCCAAAAUGUCUUUUGUUUCGUUGUAGCGUGCUGAUUUUUUUUUGACGGAAACUUUAGUUGCAAUAUGGCCUUCAUAUUUCCGACGUGAGUCUCUUCUGCGCAUCGUCCACUGUAGCUCCGCUCCUUCGAGGAGGGAAGCACGCCACAGGUGCACGUGCUCCCCCAAAACCCAGCACGAUGCCGAAGAGAAACCGGUGUAAGAGCCGUUCGAAGUUCGCCGCUGUGGCCGUGGCGUCCGCUUCAGGGACCGCCAAACAUGCUCUCGCGUACGGUGAUGCGGCAAAGCGGCAAGCGGCAAGAGGCAUUGGUGAACGCUCAGGGCAAGGUGGACGAGUUAGAUGAACAGUUGGAGGAGACAGACAUCGACGUGAACGCGGGGAAUGCUGCUGCGGGAAAAGGUAAAAAGAUUUUUUCUACCGCACACACACGCGUUAAUAGCGUUUGUUCGUAGCAUGAUUUGAUCUUUGUUUUGCUCCUGACUGUGAGUCGAAGAAGAUGUGGCGUCGCGGAAGUAGAUCUUGGAUCUUUUCUUGAAGCCAUAUAAUACUUUUAUAACAGGGGAAUCAGAGGACACCAGCUUUGUGCAGACCUCAAGGUUCCGCUGGAUGCCCUCGUUCUUUGGAGGAAACGGCUUCAAGUGUUACUCGAAUGGGGGAGCGUGUUUUUUCAGUAAGGACGGCUCAGGUCACCAGGCGCCGCGAGAAUGCUGCAUACCCUUCAACGACAAGACAUGCGUCGAGAAUCAAUCUGCCGACAAAGAACAGUGCAUACAAAUCAAGAAGAACGGGGGAGAGUACAAGUCCGGAAACAACCAUGGAGCGGAGUUAAUAGAAGAGAUUCGGCAACGGAAUGAACAGGCCCUCGAUCCAUUUAGUUGUCAUCACGUCAGUAUCCAGUGCAAAAAUGUCUGGGUCUGGAUGACGUUGCCGGAAAAUGCAAAAAGCGGCUUUUUUCACUUGCGAGACAUUUGCUCGAUGUUUGCGCGGUGUUUGUAAACAUUGGCAAUAUUUUCAAAUAUUGCGACCACUUCGAAGCAUUCACAAAACCGGACGGCCUUCCGAGCCCAUGGCGCGCGGCAAUCGCCUCGGAAGGCGUUCCGAUUUUGUGAGUAUUUGGAAAGGUUCAGAAUAUUCGCAAAGAAACUACUUCCGAAUAUGUUCGAAAUCACAACACGCGGCUAGGUCCUCGGAAGGCGCUCCGAUCUUGCGAAUGUUCGGAAAUGGUCACAAUAUUCGCAAAGAAGUUUUUUCAAAUAUCUUCGAGAAUAUUGCAGCGCGUGGCAGGCGCCCCGGAAGGCGCUUUGGGUUUGUGAAUGUUUGAAAACGUUCAAAACAUUCCUACAGAAAUCAUUCCCAAAAAUAUUCGAAAACAUUUACAACGCGCCACUAUCGCCUCGAAAGGCGUUCCGAUUUUGUGGAUUUUUAGAAAUAUCUACCGCGCCGAAUACCUCGCUCGCGCGCGAAUAUCUCGCAAACCCCCUGCCAAUAUUUUCCGGACUUUGUUACUUUUCUGUUGGCGUCAUGGUCAUCCAGACCCAGACAUAUUUGCGCUGGAUAGUCCACGGGAAGUGCUACAUUCCGGCGCGUGAAGCGCCGAAACAGUGCUGCAUCAGCGUCAUGGUCGCCUCUGCGACAGAGCUAGUUGGGUACAAGUGUGUGGAGGGUGCGGCGGAGGGAUUUAGGCACAAGCCGGUUUAUUGUCAGGAGCUGUGCUGGGGCUUUGUGAAGCGUGCGGACACAAUCGACGAAACCCAGUGAAAACCGAAAGAAAAUAGUAAAGGGCUGGAGGGAGGGCUUUCGGGGCACUCAUUAGUUCGCCACUAUUGCUAUUCAUUUUCAAACCUCCGCGACGUGGUCGGUAGGCGGGCGAGAAUAUUGAGUAUCAUUGUACGAUCGAAACAUCGACGAGGAGAUAAUUUUCGUUUUACUGAAAAACAAAAAGAGACAAAAAAUGUAUGCAGGAUUGGUCUCACGCUGUCGAUGAUAUGAUGUGUUUUACAAGCGCGUCAGGAAACUUCUUCGCGUUCUAUCUUUUGUAUCUGCAGCGUGAACGUUUGCACAUGCAGUCUUCAUUGUUAU
This is a messenger RNA of Amoebophrya sp. A120, 2217 nucleotides long. NCBI's taxonomy places the organism in Eukaryota, Dinophyceae, Syndiniales, Amoebophryaceae. The record is from the annotation of a GenBank genome assembly.